UUGUAAACUAUUGGAUAUAUUGGCUAUACAAAUUUUUAUUUUUAUUUUAUAAUAGUUUGUCAGUUUUUAAUUAAAUACAAAAUGGCUUUGCUAUGCAACACGUGUUUAGCCAUUGCGGUUAUUUCAUAUCACCAAACUAAUUUUAUUUUAUGUCUACCCUUAGCUGACAAACCAAAACCAGCAUUUGGGACAAUACAAGACCCGUUUGCGGGCGUUGCCGACAAAGAGGGCGAUAACAUGAUACUGGCGGCACCGGUCGCACGCAAACAGCGCAAAACAUCCCAGCUAAUUAAUGAUCAAAGCAAAAAACUAACAGUUCAACCUGUUAUAAUACAGCCUGCUCAACUACUACCGUCAAAUAACCAAUACCCAGCCACAUAUCAAACAAACCAGCCUGGCCAAACCCAACAACAACAACAACAACCACCGCCACAAUACAUAACGCAAACUACCGCUGGUCAGCCUACUGGGGCGGUGGCAAGUGGAGCCGGCUCGUGGACCGGCAUAAACCUAAACACCAUACCCAGUAUGUUGCGAAAAUUGACCAACUCCCGGUGGGGGCCAUUCGCUCUAUCGCUGGGCCCGGUGUCGCCCUACACCCUGAUGGCCAGUUUGAUGAAGCUCCUGUACCAGAUGUACCAGGGCCUGCCGCCGCUGUCGCGCGUGGUCGACGACAUCGCCCAAACGAUAGCCGUGUUUCAGCCCCUGUACGCCAAACUGCCACCGCUGUCUAAAGUGAUCUGGGACGGUUGGCAGUUGGCCCACAUGAUUAAGUCAUACAUCCCGGACCCGCCCCCGAUUACCACACAUACCACCUCGUUCAUAUAUCAAAUACCAGAUCAGGUGAACGGGCAAACACAACAGCAAGCGCAACAAAAUGACCAGGGUGACAAGGCACCCGCCAUCCGGGAAGUUGCUGAUAAACAACCAGAUAGUAUAUUAAUGCCAUCAGAAGUAGCUAGUACCGCUGAUUCAUCUGAUCAGCAACAGUUACCUGCCCAGGUCAUUAAGGUACUGCGCCCUAAUCAGCGACAAAUAAUCAAGGUUUUGCAACCUGGUCAGCAACAAAUGAUUAAAACCAUACAACCUGGUCAGACUAUAAUGAUGGUUCAACCAAUGGCCGCUGGAUCAAAGACACCUGUGCCACUUGACAUAGAUCACGUAAACGGCUACAUCGGCCAGUUGGCUAAUAAACAGUGGGGGCCCUAUCAAGUAACCAUAGGGCCAUUCACACUGUACCCGCUAUACGAAAAAGCUCUAGGUGCCAUGAAAUACGUAUUCGCCCAUAUGCCGCCGAUGAGCAAGGUGAUUCGCGACACGCUUAGCAUGGCAGAAACACUCAAGUCUUAUGUACCACUUGGCAAUUACCUGGCCAAUACUGCACAACAAGUCAUGCCCGUUCAGGUGCAACAACAACAGCAAGGUGGUUAUCAGCGAAUGUACCAGGUACAGGCGCCCCAUUAUCAGCAGGUAUCACUACAACCAAUGCCAUUGCAACAGCCACAGGUGCCCCAAGACCAGCUCGGUUAA
Messenger RNA from Medioppia subpectinata, 1530 nucleotides. NCBI's taxonomy places the organism in Eukaryota, Metazoa, Arthropoda, Arachnida, Sarcoptiformes, Oppiidae. The record is from the annotation of a GenBank genome assembly.